This is a messenger RNA of Suncus etruscus (white-toothed pygmy shrew), 580 nucleotides long. RefSeq names its product cytidine deaminase (gene CDA). NCBI's taxonomy places the organism in Eukaryota, Metazoa, Chordata, Mammalia, Eulipotyphla, Soricidae. The record is from RefSeq and is a predicted model, not a curated record. The transcript is spliced from 4 exons. Gene Ontology annotation, cellular component: cytosol. Gene Ontology annotation, molecular function: zinc ion binding; cytidine deaminase activity. Bases 1 to 441 code for a protein of 146 amino acids.
AUGGCCCAGAAGCGUCCUUCCUGCACCCUGGAGCCUGAACAGAUCCAACAGCUCCUGCUCUCCUGCCAGGAGGCCAAGAAAUCCGCCUACUGUCCCUACAGCAACUUCCGCGUGGGGGCCGCCCUUCUCACCCGAGACGGAAGGAUCUUUUCUGGAUGCAACGUGGAAAAUGCUUGCUAUUCCCUGGGCAACUGUGCUGAGCGCACCGCCAUCCAAAAAGCCAUCUCGGAAGGAUACAAAGAUUUCCAGGCAAUAGCGGUUGCCAGUGACAUGAAGGAUGACUUUAUCUCGCCAUGUGGGGCCUGCAGGCAAGUGAUGAGAGAGUUUGGCACCAAGUGGGCUGUCUAUAUGACAAAGCCAGAUGGCACAUAUGUCACCAAGACAGUCGAGGAGCUGCUGCCAGCCUCCUUUGGGCCCCAGGACCUACAGAAUGUCCAGUGAAGACCAGAAGAUAUCCGCUCAUCCAUGCUUAAGAGGAAAGCCACCCGAAGAACUUCAUAAGGCAUGGUCACAGAUCCAAGGACACUCCCUGUGAGCCCUACCCUAUGAGGGUGGAGCAGAGAAAACUUCCAAAUGAAAU